Messenger RNA from Diuraphis noxia (Russian wheat aphid), 1041 nucleotides. RefSeq lists its product as uncharacterized. The record is from RefSeq and is a predicted model, not a curated record. NCBI's taxonomy places the organism in Eukaryota, Metazoa, Arthropoda, Insecta, Hemiptera, Aphididae.
AUGCCCAGAAAUGCUGUACAAAUUGUUGUCGAUGGUAUGGAAACAGUACUUUCAGAAGGUAUUGGUGUUUUUGUUAAAAGUAGUGCACAACAAUUGUUGUCUGAAGRACCAAAAGAAAUGGUUAUUGGUCAAAGACUCAAUAAUGUUGUUAAAAAUGGUAUAUCCAUCCUAGAACCUUCUGACUUACAAAAUGUGCUUUCUGAAACAUUAGACCAUAUGAAAACUUUAAAAUCAGAUAAUAAAGCUAUUCAAAACUUUAUUCAAGGCACAUAUUUGCAAAGCAGAGCUUUUAGUCACAAUGAACGCGUUGUGUUUCCACUUUUCGUUUUUUUUGACGAUUUUGAAAGUGGAAAUGCCCAUGGUAGCCAUUCUGGAAUACAUAAAUUAGGAGGAGUUUAUAUCUCGGUUGAAUUUGGAAAUAGGAUUAUUUUUCAGCCUCAAAUGGAUGAAUUAAAUUUUUUACAAGAAACUGGUAUUGAAAUAAGUGACAACUUAGGAUUGCAUUCCAUCACAGGUUUUACUGAGAGUUUCUCCUCACACUUUCCAUGUAGAAUGUGUACAAYGAGAAAAGAAGAUAUAUGGGUUCAAUGUUAUGAAGAUGUGAGUUUAUUAAGACAUACUGAUCAGUAUUAUGCUCAAUUAUUAAUGAAUGAUGUGUCUGCUACUGGUGUAAGAGAAAAGUGUAUUUGGUUURAUGUGAAUAAUUUUAAUUUAUUUGAUCAACUAGGAGUAGACGUAAUGCACAACAUGCUAGAAGGAUGUUCUAAGUAUAUUAUGAGCUUCAUUUUAAAAUACUAUAUUAAGGAAUCAAAGCUUUUUACGCUACAAGUAUUGAACGACAGACUAGUUUGCUUUGACUAUGGACCUGAAAACAAUAAGCCAUGUGCACUUACUGAAUACUAUAUUAUACAAGGAAAUAUUAGACAAUCUGCAUCCGAAAUGUUGACAUUAGUAAGACUUGGUAGAAUUUCAAAUUUUGAAGUUGUACGUUUAAGUGUGCUGAUUGUUGGCAGAGAAAGUGUUGWUUUAAUGAAAUUAUAA